CUACAUCGUUGCGACAGUCUCCAGCUUUUACAACGCCGAAUACAUAUUCACCACUAGCAGCACUAGGUACUUACCUCGUAUCAUCUCUGUCGCUAAGAUCUAUAUUUCGCUAUAAGACCCCCAAAAAGAAGUAUUAAUCAAGAUGGAAUUCGGGUUCAUUCCUAUCGCCCACAUCGUGGCCGCCGUCUUCGCCAUUAUCGAACUCGGCCUUACAGCAUACCUUGUCAGUGUGUACGAUGGCUGGUAUAAUUACUACUACGACUACUCGCCCCCGCGAAUUAACUUCAUGGUUUUCAACUCCGUAUGGUCGCUUUUGGUUUUGAUAUACGUCGGCGUGGUGCCUCUGUACCUAACCAGCUUCUUCCACCGACUUGCUGCACUCGCUCUCAACGCCAUAACUACAAUUUUCUGGUUCGCUGGGUCGAUCGCCCUCGCCGUCUUUGUCAGCAGGUUCCAUGACUGCCGAUCUGAGUCCUGGUGCGGUUCCGCCGAGGCCGCUGUCGCCUUCGGCUUCUUCCUUUGGGCCCUCUUCUCCUUCCUCACUGUCAUCGACGCCCUUGAUUCUUUACGGAGUCGCGGCCACAACGUCGGCCCCGCUACCAAGCCGACCGCCUAUCCCGGUCCCUAAACAGACUUGACUGCCUAGACAAACGAGAAAUAAUUUUCAGUCACUUUUGUUUCUGUUUAAUGUUCAUUUCUGAUAAUUGAAAACCGAGUGCUGG
This is a messenger RNA of Annulohypoxylon maeteangense, 722 nucleotides long. Its product is annotated as membrane-associating domain-containing protein. Lineage: Eukaryota; Fungi; Ascomycota; Sordariomycetes; Xylariales; Hypoxylaceae. The coding region runs from base 143 to 628 and encodes 161 amino acids. Gene Ontology annotation, cellular component: membrane. The record is from RefSeq and is a predicted model, not a curated record. The transcript has 3 exons.